AUGAAGCAGGUGUCGGCCAUGACGGGUGAGAUGGCCUCCCUUAAAUUACAGCUCGCACGCCUUACUUCCGGCUCUGAUCGCGCCUUCUAUGUUUGCGACACGGCGACUCGCAGACGUUUCCUGGUGGACACUGGAGCCCAAAUCAGUGUUAUUCCCCCAACUUCAGCUAAUCGUCGUUUCCCCAGCCCUGGUCUUUACCUCCAAGCUGCCAACUGUUCCGCCAUUCCCAUUUUUGCCCGUCUGUCCCUCAACCUGAACAUUGGCCUCCGUCGGUCGUUCACCUGGGUCUUUGUGAUUGCUGAUGUUCCUCAUAAAAUCCUCUGCUCGGGCUUUCUUGGUGAGUUUGGCCUCCAUGUUGACUGUCAACAUGCCCGUCUCCUCGAUCGCACAACCGGCCUGUCUUUUCGUGGGCUAGCUCCCUUUACUGCCCCCACCAAUUUAUCUGUCUUGGAUACUGAUAUUGCUAGCCCCUAUCGGGAACUGCUUCUCAGACACCCCAAAAUAAUCAACCCCCAGUUUCGUAGUGGUGAGGUCCAACACGAUGUUGUGCACCAUAUCCGCACCUCAGGUCCUCUCGUGUUUGCUCGGCCGAGUCGACUAUCACUGGAGCGUUUUCAGGCCGCGAAGGCGGAGUUUGAACAAAUGCUGCAACUGGGAAUAAUUCGACAGUCCGAGAGCCCUUAAGCGUCCCCACUGCGCAUGGUGCCCAAGGUGACAUCGGGUGACUGAAGACCCUGUGACGACAAUCGUACCCUCAACAGCGCCACCAUUCAUGAUCGACACCCCGUGCCUCAUCUUCAGGACUCUGCUGAAGCCCUUUUCGGCAAAGCGGUCUUCUCGAAGAUUGACCUGGUGCGUGCUUUUCAUCAGAUUCCGGUCGCCCUUGAGACAUCCCUAAAACUGCUGUCACCACACCCUUCGGUCUCUUUGAAUUCAUCCGCACGCCGUUCGGUCUUCGUAAUGCCGUCCAGACGUUCCAGAGGUCUAUCAACCAUAUCUUACGUGGCCAACCCUUUGUGUACGCCUACACUGAUGACCUCUUGGUGGCCAGCCGGAAUGAGGAAGAACACAAAGAGCAUCUUGCCUUGGUGUUUGACCGUCUUGACAAGUUUGCCGUUGUCGUCGACCCCUCCAAAUGCGUGUUGGGUGUGCCUUCGCUCAAGUUCCUUGGCCAUCAGGUCGAUUCUGAAGGUUUGCGUCCCCUCCCCUCCAAGGUUGAAGCAGUUCGUAAUUUUCCUCCUCCAACUUCCAAGCGUCGUUUACAGCGAUUCCUCGGCAUGGUCAAUUUUUACCGUCGGUUCCUACCGAACUGUGCUGACCCCAUUCUGCCGCUCACCAACCGGCUUUCUGGUCCCAAAGGUCCCCUCGAGCUGACUGGUGAAUCACUGACUGCUUUUGAGAGAAUUAAGAAUUUCCUUGCCGAUGCCACCUUAAUCACUCAUCCCGCUCCCGAAGUUCAGCUGUCCCUGAUGGUAGAUGCUUUCACCGUAGGCGUAAGUGCAGUCCUUCAACAACACCUUGCUGAUUCGACUCGACCACUUGACUUUUUCUUCAAAAAGCGCUUACCAGUUGAGACACGCUACAGUAUCUUUGGCCAUGAACUACUUGCCAUUUACCUGGCUGCGAAGCAUUUCCGGCAUUUCCUUGAAGGUCGAUGCUUCACUGUUUUCACGGACCACAGACCGUUGACUUUUGCACUUCGGUCCCACUCCGACAAGUACAAUCCGAGCGAAAUCGCCCACCUGGACUACAUCUCCCAAUUCAGCACCGACAUCCGCCACAUUGAUGGCACGAAGAAUGAGGUGGCUGAUAUGCUGUCCAGGCCCCCACUAUCUUCCCUCCAACUCCCACAAGGCAUCGAUCUUUGCGCCAUGACGGCUGAGCAACAGCGCGUCAGUUGUCCUGGCGACGAGUCCGUUAGUGGUUUCCAACUCAAAGAAGUUCCUCUGACCACCGGCUCUGGUACCGUACUUUGUGACGUCACGACUCCUUUUCAUCGCCCUUUCAUAUCCACCUCGAUGCGUCGAGCUGUAUUUCAAAACCUGCGCAGACUCUCCCACCCCGGAAUCCGAACCUUUCAAAAGAUCCUCACGGAAAGUUUUGUCUGGCAUGGCAUGACCAAGGAGGUCAAAGCUUUGACUCGAUCGUGUCUGAAUUACCAGCGCAGCAAGGUGCAGCGUCACAACAAGUCCACACCAGGCACUUUCCCCAGUCCCGACGCACGGUUCAGCCAUGUGCACCUGGAUGUCGUAGGCCCCUUGCCUCCAUCCAAUGGUUUUACCCACCUCCUUACCUGUGUCGAUCGAUAUAUUCGCUGGGCUGAAGCCAUUCCUUUGUCGAAUGCGCAGGCUGAAACCAUCGUGAAGGCCUUUGUCUGA
This is a messenger RNA of Spirometra erinaceieuropaei, 2378 nucleotides long. NCBI's taxonomy places the organism in Eukaryota, Metazoa, Platyhelminthes, Cestoda, Diphyllobothriidea, Diphyllobothriidae. The record is from the annotation of a GenBank genome assembly.